CAAAAGCUUGGCAAGAUUGCAUCAGUUGUAGAAAGGAAGACUAGAGUAACUAAAUGAUGAACCAGAGACAGGCCCAGGUAAAGAAGAUGAAUUUCCAAAGAAGCCGUUGGGGCAGAUUCCAUCAGGACCUCAGCUUGCUAUGCUUAACUCCACUCCAGUGCUUAAUGGGCAGAACAGCACUGGCACACAAACGACAAGGACAGAGAGGAGACCAUCUCCAGCAGAAGAACCAGAAAGUUCGCCCAAUAACCGAAAAAGAAUUAAUUCACUGGAAAAGAAACCUUCCUUAAAACAGCAGAAGACUCGACCAAUAGAGGCACAAAGUAGUGUGCCUAAGAAUGAGGUAGAUACCAGAAGAAAGCCUCAGCCAACAGAGCAAGACAACUUGAGACAGUAUAAUAAUGCAGCUGCUAAUCAAAAUUCUAAUGCUACUUCAAAUACAAGAAGGGAAUUUGUACCUAAGUGGAAUAAACCGUCUGAUAUCAAAAUAAUUGAAAAGACAAUGAAACUUGCUGCAGAGGUGAAAGGAAGGCAAAUAAACCAUUUGGUUUCGGGCCCACCACUAAGUCCUGGAGAAAUGCAGCCUUUGAAUGUAAAGCAAAAGAUGAGGGUUUUGGAUGCUGAUGAAGGUAAGCGAGGGUCUAAUGCAUCGCAGUAUGACAAUGUUCCGGAAGUUGAGAGUGAGCAUGAGAAUCUUGUUGAAGAGAUGCUUGAGAGGGCUCAUCCACAGAGCCCUAGGCACAUAACAUAUUCUAAUAGUCCAAGAAAGCAAACUGAAAAAAUACCAACUCCGUUAAAAAUACCCAAUAAUUAUACCUUCGCUUCACAACCCAGAUCUCCCAAAUACUCAUCACAAACUGAUGGACCACCUCAUGGACUGAAUGUAAAACAGCCACUGCCAUGUUAUAGUAAUCCACCUACUUACCAUGGAAAUUCUCCAAAACAUGUUUCCAGUGUAGGCAAUACAAGCUCUGUACCUCUACAUUAUCAUGGGAAUCGAACCAGCCCUUCUGGUAGGCCAUAUGGUUCUUUUAUUUCAGUAGAUUAUUCUCUGGAUAAACUACAAAUGAAUUCCUAUCCUGCCAGUCGCCAAAAUCCUCUUUCACCAACCCCUGCUCAGAUAGAAGUAGCCCCUGUCGAUGCUUAUACCAGCAACCCGAGGUCCCCCACAGGUGUCAAAUUCAUAAUCCCUCCAGUGGAUUAUUUACCAGAAGAUAGAAAGUGGCCAGAUGCUGCGUAUAUUUACAGACAUGAACCCUACAGGCAGCCCUGGAGCCAAGACGUUAACAAAGGCCACUUGGAUAAUUUCCAGAAAUAUCAGCGUUUUCAGUCAACGCCUCUUCAAGACCAUAGUCUUCCUGCUGUUUCUGUGGACAGUACAGUAAGAUACAGGACUUCACCAACCUUUGAAGAGCAUGGUUCACCACAAUACCAAUAUUCAAGCCCAUCAGCUCAAGCCCAACACUAUCGAAAUAGAAAUGAUGGAUUGUCUAUGCAUGAAUCCGUGCUUCUCUGAGAAUGUGUCUAUGCUUAGUAAAAUGGCAAGAACCAAAAGCAAUUAAACAUUACUGUGUUAGUAGUAGUCCACCUCAGUUCUUCUGUGAAAUGCAGACAGUUCAUAUGAGUCUCAGAAAUAACAACACUGUUUAAAAGAUGUUUCAGACUUUCAUUGAAGGCUAGUUGAGUUCUUAGACUUACAUUGAAGCUAUUGAAAGUGAUCUGAUGCACAUAGGCAUAGCAAUAAGAACAUAUAUACAAUGUGGGUAAUACUGUCGUUGUUCCUUACAUUUAAAUAUCUUGUGUUACAAUCUUUCUGCCUAAAACCUGUAACACAUUUACAAGUUUUAUUUU
Cariama cristata (Red-legged seriema) is the source of this 1851-nucleotide messenger RNA. RefSeq names its product USP6 N-terminal-like protein. The transcript has 3 exons. The annotation marks the transcript as partial. NCBI's taxonomy places the organism in Eukaryota, Metazoa, Chordata, Aves, Cariamiformes, Cariamidae. The record is from RefSeq and is a predicted model, not a curated record.